Cladocopium goreaui is the source of this 5112-nucleotide messenger RNA. The record is from the annotation of a GenBank genome assembly. Lineage: Eukaryota; Dinophyceae; Suessiales; Symbiodiniaceae.
AUGUCAGACCCAAGAGAUGGCAACGUGGAGGCUGUGACCUCUACAAGGUGGUCCGAGCACCUCUACCGACGUUACGGGGAGGCCAUGUCCGAGUACGUGCAGCGUCAGGUGUUGCCCGCUUUGAAGGACAAGACUGACAUUCAGCUGAUGAAGGAACUUCUCCAUAGGUGGUCGAACCACAAGAUCUAUGUGAAAUGGAUGGACCGAUUCUUCACCUAUUUGGACAGGUAUUAUGUGAAGCUGCAGUCUGUGGAACCAUUGCACAACAGGGGGUACAGCAUCUUCAAUCAGCAGGUCUUUCAAGUCGUCAUCAAAGACACCCGCGCGGCUUUGCUGAAGAUCAUCAACCAGGAGCGACAAGGUGAGCACAUUGAUCAGGACUUGGUGAAAGGUGUGAUUGAAAUUUUCAUCGAUUUGGGUCUCAACAGCCCGAAUCUCUACAACACCGAAUUCGAGGAAGCCUUCCUGCCAGCCACCAGCAGCUACUUUGUUCGUCAAGCCUCCGGUUGGUUGUCGGAAGACUCCUUCCCAGAGUACCUCCGGAAAGCGGAGGCGGCCCUUCAAGCUGAAGAGCAGAGAUGUUACAACUACUUGAACAGGACCACUCUGCCCAAGCUCAAAAAUGUGGUAAUUCAAGCUGUACUGUCAAACCCCCAAUCGCAGUUGUUGGAAAAAGAGACGGGUGUAGUGUACCUUUUGGACAAUGACAAGCGAGAGGACCUGGCCCGAAUGCAUCGCAUGUUUUCCUUGGUGGAGGAUGGUUUGGCCCCCAUUGCGCAUUCCUUCCGGCAAUAUGUGACCGACAGGGGCAACCAAAUUGUGGACGAGCGAGUGGAGCAACAGAGACAGGUGAGUUCCAAGACCGAAGCCUUGAACGAUCCUGCCUUCAUCCAGACCCUGCUGGAGCUUCAUGACCGUUUCAAAGGCAUCGUGAAUGAGUGCUUCUCUCAAGAUUCCCGCUUUCAGAAGUCUCUGAAAGAAGCUUUCGAAGUCUUCGUGAACCGCGACAUUGGCAAGUUCUCCUUCGCAGCGUUGAUGUCUUCCUUCUGCGAUCGUAUUCUGAAGAAGUCAGGAGAACGACUGUCAGAUGAACAGGUGGAGAACCUGUUGACCAAGAUGGCCCGGCUUCCAGGGUGUACCUCUGCCACAGCAGCAGAUCUGUGCCGAUGUGCGCCAUUGGAAGGUCCCAAGUUUCACCGAGAGUCAUGGGAUGCUAACAGCCUGGUCUACCCGGCAAUUCAGCUGCGACCGCUGUUGAUGCUGGAAGGAAAUCCCAGACAGCAGCAAACUGGAGUCUUAGUGCCGCUGCGCGCGCGUGCUGCGGGCUCUGUGACGCUGCUGAGCUCCGCCGAGGUCGAGAGCGGCGACGGCUGGCCGCGGCUGCUGCGGUACCAGGGCCGUUGGUGCCAGGAGGUGAGCUGCGAUGCCCACGACGUCCACGACGUCUACGACGUGCACGUGCCCUGCUGCCUUCCGAGUGACGCAGAGUCAGACACGACCGGCGACACAUGGCCCUUGCUCCUGUUGCUCCAGCCCGGUGAAGCCUCUGACACGACCCCGACUGGCACGACUGGCACGACUGGCACGACUGGCACGACUGGCACGACUGGCACGACUGGCACGGCCGUGGAUGGCACGGUGAUGGUCUUCUGCGCCCGGAGACAUGGCGGCCUGGUGGUGAUGAAACAAAUCAUCGCAUGGAGAGGUCAAGCAUUUCAACUUCAGGAGAUGUUUGGUAUUCAGGAGUUGCACUCGGCGGCUGAUGAUUCGAGCACACGUGCGUGUGUCAUCUGUUUGACUGCACCGAAGAACACGGCGGUGUUGCCAUGUCGGCACUUCUGCUGCUGUUACGAUUGCGCUCGAAGCUUGCGUUUCUCCGGCGCUGGCCGCAAGCGUUGCCCGCUGUGCCGGAGCCAGGUCACAGAUAUCUUGCGCCUAGACAUGGAGCCGGCAGAGGCGAACGAGGCCCUUCCCGAGUCAAGCCAGCUGGCAGAUGGUGCCCAGGCUCUUCCCUCCAGCGCUUCCCGGCGCUUGGCUCUGGAGCUGCGUGCGACGUUGCAACGUGCCGCAGCGCUGCGCGCGGAGCACCAGUUGGAACUUUCUCUCGCAGAGGAAGGGGAUCUACGGCUCUGGAGGAUGUUGUUAUACACUGAAGGCUUUGGCAGUUCAACGCUGGGGCAUGAACUCCGUCGUUGGGAGGUGGAUGCAGUCGAGUUGGAGCUAUGGAUUUGCCAGAGCUUUCCGCACGCGCCACCAGCUGUGAGGGUCAUGCGCCCCCGCUUCGCACCAGGCAGCUUCUGGGUGCAUGAGCAUGGAGCUCUGUGCAUGGAAGUGCUCACUCAAAGCGGCUGGUCUCCGGCGUUGAGUUUAGCUCAGCUUGGGCUGCAGAUCAAGGACCUUCUGGUCUCAGGCACUGGCCACCUGACCAACGCUGGAUCCAUGGCGGACCCAGGGCUCGCUGCGCGGCAGGCGCGGCAGCGUGCCAUGCAGGUAGCGCAACGGCUGGAGCAGGUCCAUGCGGUAGAACUUUUUUCCUUCCUCAGCGACAAAGACCUCUUUGCCGAGAUCUACAGGAAUCAACUUUCCAAGCGUCUGCUCUACGAGACUUCUGCGUCCGAAGAUGCAGAGAAGAGCAUGAUCGCCAAAUUGAAGAUGAAGUGUGGUGCUCAGUUUACUUCGAAACUCGAGGGUAUGUUGACGGACUUGUCCUUGGCCCUCGACACUCAGAAGGACUUCAAGGAUCACUGUGAGCAGUUGCCCGAGGGCAAGGGAGCCUUGGGUAACAUCGACUUCAAUGUCACAGUGCUGACCACUGGCUUCUGGCCAUCCUACCAGGUGCAAGAAGCAAGUCUGUGCCCUGAGAUGCAAAAGGCGAUUCAGGUCUUCAGCAAUUACUACAACGGGAAGACGCAACACCGACGUCUGCAGUGGAUCCAUCACUUGGGUCAGGCGACCAUCGCAGCAAAGCUCAACGGUCGCAGGCAUGACUUGAUUGUGAACUCCUACCAGGCCUUGAUCCUGUUGCUCUUCACACGGGAUGAGGGCCACAAUCUGAGUUUCAUCCAGAAUUCGACGGGCCUGGAGCCGAGCAUGUGCAAGAAGCUUUUGGCGACUCUGUCCAUUGCAAAGUUCAAGAUCUUGACCAAGACGGGAGAUGCCAAGACCAUUGAGGAUGAUGCGACAUUCACGCCGAACGAUGGCUUCGUGUGCCAGCACCGGAAGAUCAAGAUCCCUCCCCCCGUCACAGAGGAGACUCACAACAAGGAACGAGUGGAAGAAGAUCGGUCCAUCGCAAUCGAGGCAGCCAUUGUGCGCAUUAUGAAGAUGAGAAAGACGCUGAACCAUCAGCAGCUGGUGACGGAGGUCUUGACGCAGCUGGCUUUCUUUAAGCCAAACCCCAAGUUGGUGAAGCAACGGAUUGAGCACCUCAUUGAACGCGAGUACCUGGAACGUGACAAGGACCAGGCUUUUGCAUACCAAACUGCAGGGCCAAUGGAGACAGAGGUAUUGUAUGGAUUCCCAGAGCCUUGGCUGGUGACUGGGGGUCUGUUCUUGGAUGGCCCUGUCUCCCAUGGAAAAUACAGUGACAACCCCCACCGUGCCACCCAGCUUUGUUUUUGGGCAGUUGAGAACAUCUACUACGACAGCUUCACGGCGGCCCCUGGGGACUUGGGCUAUGUUGGCAGCCUGGACGAGUGUCGGCAGAGGUCCCAGGCUGAAGCCCAAAGCCCGGGCUUUGCCUUCAGUAGCUCCAACGAUUGCACCGUUUACAUGAAUAAUGGCCAAAGUCCGUCAAGCUUUCAGGUCCCAGCAGCUGGGAUCGUCAAUAGCAACUACGGCAACGGCGAGGUCAAGAAGGCGUCUGAACAUACGACAUUAACAACUUGCUACAAGAAGUUGCCUGCCACAACGAGCAGCACCACAAGAGAGUCAACGUCAGUUGUGUCCACUGCCACGACAAGUACGACAAGCACCACGACCACAUUAGGAGUGAUAUCUGGAGUGACCAUCGAUCGAUAUACCGUGACCACCGAUGCGUUCUGCUCGAAUGCCAUUGACUCCACGGACCCGUCGAUUCUACGAAGCUUCGACUCCAAAGAAAGCUGUUGGGAUUUCUGUAGUUCACAAGCGUCCUGUGUGGCUUGCUUUCGGCCUUGUACAGACGGCACACAAGGUCACUGCGACGGUGAAAGCUGCAGCUUUCUAGCUGUGUCAUUAUGUUCAACCCGCGUUUCAGAUGGUUGUGGCGCCCAAAUUUGGAGAAAGGCAAAAACUGCUGAAGAUCCGAUGUUGGCACUGCGAAUUGUGCUGAUCGUGCUGGGACUUCUUAUUCUCAUAGGCAUCAUUACCUUGUAUUGCUGGUGGAAGCGGAGAAAGAAUGGCCGUGUGCCAUUGACCUCAAAGGCGCCAGUAACGCCCGUGAAUCCAGAUCCUGCUACAGUGGGUGCAGCGGCCAUAAAGGUACCAAAGACCAUCCCCGCGGAAAGCGAGGAGGGCACAGCGUUGUCGGAGGCAAAGCGGAAUGCCCUGCCCUCGCACUGGGGACACAGUGUUGAAAGCACAGAGUUCAAGUCGAUGCUCUACGUCUCCGAAGAGAAACACAAGAUCUUUGAGGCUUUGUUGUCGAAGACCUACAAAGCUCGCAGCACCCAAGACAGGCCGUGUCCCAAUGGAUCUUGUCCCAAGACACCUGGUGGCUGUCCCUGUGUUCAGCCUGAUGGCAAUCCAGGUCUGCCAGCGAGUUAUGUGAUUCGCCGCAUCAUUCGGGUGGAGAAUUCCAGGAUGUGGAGCAACUACACGGCCAAGCGCCAGCGGCUGCGCGGCCGAGGGAGCAUCGAGCAGCCGGAGCCCGCGGUGCAGACGGCAGGAAUUGUUGGUGAGAAUCCCGACGUCUUCACACCGCUUGACAGCACUGUGAAUGAGUUCUACCUAUGGCAUGGCACUCAUAUCAGAGCUGCGCUGUCCAUCGCGCGUGAGGAUUUCCGAAUCGACAUGGCGGGAUCCAAUGCGGGCACCAUGUAUGGCAAGGGCUGCUACCUGGCUGAGAACUGCACGAAGGCAGACGAAUAUGCCAAGGAUGAACCUCACGGAUGCUCGGUGAAUACCAACUGA